UUUUAAAUAAAGUGGUUUAUUUUCAUAAAAUUGGCAGAACGUUGUAACUUUUUUAGUUCUCUUUUCAGGAAAACUUUUGCCUCGUUGAGCUGAUAGUGUUUUAUAACAUUCACGGCAUCGUUUUCGGGACUGUCUUGCGGUUCCAGGAUAUUACUGAGGAAAAUGUAUAUUUCUUCUGGGUGCUUGCGGUUCUGUAGACAUUUCAUCCAGGAGGCAAUCUAUAAUAAGUUCUCUAAAUUUUAAAACAUCGUACUGCUUGGUACCCAAUUUCUUAUGAAUCUAUUUACCGUUCUAGGAGCCGUCAAAUGAAACUGACUACUAAAAACUGCGCCGUUCUCAAAGUGUUAACCAUUCUAUUCCUCUUGAAUUUCACGUAGAAUGUCAGUGGAACUCUUUUUUUGGUCUCCUCUGGAGAUAGUAGCAAUUAGCUGUCGCACUCAUUCACCUUCUAUAUCGUAAGGACUUUACUAUUUGGGAAAAAAUGAACAGAACUUCAACUGCACUACUAAAAAACUGAUCGAAUUUGGUAGUAAAUAAAGUAACACAAACAAUGCAAGGCUUUUAGGAAUGUAAAUAAGUAAAUAUCAAAACAUUUGACCAUUUUACUUAUCAGCACCUUACAAAACGGAUCAUUUCUAAUUAGCUGUCAACAGUUGUAUGUACAUACAUCAGUUGCUCGUUAGCCCCUUAACAAUUCAGCUGACAUUAAAUAACUAAACACAUUCUAUGUGUUUCCCAAUGAUAACCUGAAUGAUAAUUAUUCAGUAUGAUUUCCGAAAAUGUUUCAAUAAAGAAUAUACCUGCUCCUUUGUGCCCAAAUUGAGCAUAACAAUCAAAACUAAAUACGAGAAUAAUAAUGGCUGCUCAGAAAACUGUCUGGGACUUAUCGAAGAGGAAUUACAGACGCGCUUAUUGGAGGAAGUCGACAUUGCAUUUGAUGAGCUUUCCAAUCAGAAUCUUUAUAAAAAGGAGGAGGAUCCCAAAUUUUUCAAAUCUGAGAAAACAGGUCGCGGUCCUCUCAUAGAGGGCUGGAGAAGCAUGGAUGAGCCCAUUAUGUGUUCCUACAAACUGGUAAAUGCUUCCUUCGAAGUUUGGGGUUUACAAACCAAGGUAGAAGAUUUUAUACAACGUAGCAUACGCGAUGUUCUGUUAUUGGGUCAUAGACAGGCAUUUACAUGGAUUGACGAGUGGUAUGACAUGACUUUGGCCGAUGUGCGUGCAUUUGAAAGACAAAAGCAAGCUGAAACAAAUGAAAAAUUAAAAGCAACUGACGAUAAUUGAUAUGCGAAAUCAACAAGUGUCCUGGGAAAACGCUUAAAACAAAACAAAUUAAGAGUUUAAGGAGUGAAAACAGAAGGAAGUGUAAGAAUUUAGGACGGUUAAUAUAACCUUUGAGUCAUCAAAGGAUAAUACUAGUCCUCAGAAGAAAAUGUUAUGGCUUACUGAAAAAGUUAAAAAGCAAAUGCUUGAUUAAAGAGCUUGAAGAAAUAGAUAAAACAUAUAAUUACUCAGGAAAUUAAUGUUCUAAAUUACGAAAACGAGCAUUUAGCGUUUUCACAAAAGAUUGGUGAUAACUACCAUAUUGAUUAUUUUAAGUAAAAAUUCGUUAUUGAAUUACACAUAAGAUCAGAUAACAACAUAUUUCACUACUGUCACACAUCCAUUUAACUUGGCAACAUUUUUUUUAAUUUAAAAAAUAUUAGUUUCGAAAGUGAAAAUGCUUUUUUGAGUUAUUUUUACUCUUUAAAUAUAUACAUUUUCCCAACUACGAAAUUAUUUUGAAUAUACUAUGUUAUGUCUGUACAUGUUUAGUGCAGAAGUAAUUUUAGUUUUGAAAUGAGUAAUCAAGCAAAAUGAAUUGUUAACUUAUUUUGAGUCUAAACUGAAAAUAAUAGAACCCAAAUGUUAGUUUGAAUUUUACUAGCCAUAUAGUAUACACAUGUACAUAUUUUAUUUUUAGUAAAAACAAACAAUUUAACUACAAAGGCAUAUUUAAAAAAAAGGAAUUUUUUUUUUAUUUAUUUAUAAAAGCUUAUACAAUGUUAAUAACAUAUGUACAACCUAAAACAUGCAGCGCUAGCUUCAGAGACUAUCGGCUGUCCGUUGAAUAAAUGUGUUGGUUUAAAUUCUCCUCAAUAGAUCACAUUCUUU
This is a messenger RNA of Bactrocera latifrons, 2151 nucleotides long. RefSeq names its product cytoplasmic phosphatidylinositol transfer protein 1 (gene rdgBbeta). Gene Ontology annotation, biological process: phospholipid transport. The coding region runs from base 751 to 1281 and encodes 176 amino acids. NCBI's taxonomy places the organism in Eukaryota, Metazoa, Arthropoda, Insecta, Diptera, Tephritidae. The transcript is spliced from 6 exons. Gene Ontology annotation, cellular component: cytoplasm. The record is from RefSeq and is a predicted model, not a curated record. Gene Ontology annotation, molecular function: phosphatidylinositol binding; phosphatidylinositol transfer activity.